AGACCCUCGUUCUCCCAAUCAGCCAGUUCAAUUAGUGCGGUGGUGACUUGCGCACCUUCUGCUCGGGUGUUCCUGUCCCGUUGAUCGACUUCCCUUCUUCAUCUGCUUUUGCUUGCCCACCCCCUCCCUCCCUUCUCCCAAAAAAAGAAGCAAUACUUCUUGCUUGCUUUCCUCCCUGCUGUUGCUCACUUGCUCCGCAACCUUUGCUUCACUUUCUCUUCAUCCACAAUAUCCGGGGAUAUUUUCCUCCUCCCACGUUCGUUCCAUUUUUUUUCUUCUUCUCUCCCUCCCUCUUCUCUAACCCUCUCUCAACACACACCGCUUGCCCUCGUUUUGGUCGGUGUUGCUGGGGAAUUCUUCGACUGGGCUUCCAUCAAUCGUUGUUCCUAGGGCUUCCGGGUAGUGUGUGCUCGUGCUGGUACGUGUGACCUCCUUUCUGUUUUGCUUGCGUUAUCCGGCAAUUCUUCUCUUGAAUUGCCUUCUUGCUUCUGGCUUUGCCUCCCUGCAGGUCAGCGGAACGGCCUUGUAUCCAGAAACACUCUGUGCUACGCCUUUCUAUCAUUGCCCUCUUUUCAAUUGUCGGGUAGCAUCUGAGGUACUGUCGUUAACGAUUUCUCCCGAUAGCUAUUCGCUCGUUUCGGGUACUCAGCCAACCUCACCCUCCUCGCACACUCUGUAAGAGCCGGGAACUGCCUGAGCUGUCACGGAUUGAAUAAUUUAUCGCCGCGGUUCUCUCGCUUUUUCUUUUUCUUUUUCGCUUUCGGGAGUAUCUGCCAGCAACCCCCGCCAUAAAUCAUCCGGGCUCUCCCUGGUCGAAACGCUCCUUGUGCGCUUCACCUUUCUUCUGUUGAGUUAGUCAAACACUCAAACGACACUUCAGGGACGGGGUUCGUUGCCGUUCGUGGACAAAGGAAUCUCUGACGACAACCACGUUACCGGUUGUGGAUUGUCUGGGCGUCUCGCCAGUCGGAGGCAUCAAAACACCGGCCUCGCCCACCUUUUUGAAGGGGGCGUUGGUACCUGAAUUAAAAACCCCGGAUCGAAAGAAUAUUCUCCGGUAAUAAUUUUUGCGAAAGAAAAAAAAAAACUUAAUUCCAGUCUCUCGUUUAGCAGCGUUUUCUUUCUUUCUUUCUUUCUUUUCUUUACAGCAUCCUACAUUCGCACUCUCGUUGACUUCCGGAUAACAAAAGUUCAAGCGGUUAAUAUUAAUUUUUUUUCAACAUGGUGAAUGCGGAUGGGGUUCCUGAUUUGACGGACCCAUGGGCUGUCUCUGAGGUAAAUGGUCCUCUUGGUGGCUUUUGGUGAGCUGAGGUUGCUUGGUACUGACUGAUACUUGGUAGAUCGUAUAUUGUUCGAUCAUGGGUGCGGUCAUGUUGGCAGCUCUGCUGGAAUGGUUCUUAUGGCUGGUACGGGAUCCUAUGCCUGGGAUAUAGAGGGGUUUGAUGCUAAAAACCGGAUAGGCUGCUUUCUUGUACUGUCUGGUUAAGGUGUUCCAGAAGGCCGAUACAUGGCACAUUCGGGUUCUCGCCGUUCUCAUGAUGCUCCUUUUCACUGCUUUCCGGUGGGUUUGCAUCCAUAUUUUUGGAGCGGCUGAUGGGUUGGAUUCUAACAUAUCGUUUUAGUUGCAUCUUCUUGCCGGUAAUGGUCGUCACCCUUCCUCUCCCCCCUAGGAUCACGGUUCUCUUCCCCAUUGCCAUGGUCAACUUCCUGCAGUGGUUUGCAUUCUAUUCGUUUGCCGCCCUCUUGACAAUUCCGUGGCUCUUCUGCGUCUACCAGCUUGUCACCAACAGUCUUGGUAGACAUCGCCGUAUCAAGUCGGUGUUGGACGAAUCGAGCGCACCGAAGGUCGUGAUUGUUAUGCCGGUUUAUAAGGAGAUUCCCGAGGUCUUGUUGACUGCCAUUGAUUCGAUUGUCGACGGAGACUAUCCUCCAUCAUGCCUACACAUUUUCUUGUCAUUCGACGGAGACGAGGAGGAUGAGUUGUAUCUCAAGACGAUUGAGAGCUUGGGGGUUCCGCUCUCCCUCGACAGCUAUCCCCACAGUUUGGACGUUACCUACCGCGGCACUCGUAUCACUGUUUCUCGCUUCCCUCACGGAGGAAAGCGGCACUGUCAGAAAAGGACCUUCAAGCUCAUCGACAAGAUUUAUACUGAAUACCUUAAGAGAAAUGACAACUUGUUCAUCCUUUUUAUCGACUCUGAUUGUAUUCUGGACAAGGUCUGCAUUCAGAACUUUGUGUAUGAGAUGGUGAGUCUGGAUUCUGGAUUACUCCCCCGAAAAUUCCAAACCGAUUCCUGGGCGUGGCCAAGGACUCUUUAAACCCUGAUUUUCAGCCUAAAACUCGAUUUGAUUAGGUUUUGCUCCGGUUUGCUGACCCCGAUUCUCUGUUUCACAGGAGCUCAAACCUGGCAGUAAGCAGAACAUGUUGGCUAUGACUGGUGUUAUCACAUCGACUGCCAAGAAGCAGUCCUUGAUUACUCUACUACAAGACAUCGAGUAUAUCCACGGUCAGCUCUUUGAGCGGUCGGUGGAAUCAGCCUGUGGUUCUGUUACUUGUCUUCCUGGCGCGCUCACCAUCUUGCGAUUUUCUGCCUUCCGUAAGAUGGCCAAAUACUACUUUGCGGAUAAAGCUGAACAGUGUGAUGACUUGUUUGAUUACGGAAAAUGUCACUUGGGCGAGGAUAGAUGGCUCACCCAUCUUUUCAUGAUUGGGGCCAAGGAGCGAUAUCAGAUCCAGAUGUGUACCGGUGCUUUCUGUAAAACGGAGGCUGUCUUGUCCUACAGGAGUUUGCUCAAACAGCGACGAAGAUGGUUCUUGGGUUUCAUCACUAAUGAGGUUUGUAUGUUGACGGACGUUCGUCUUUGGAAGAGAUAUCCGAUUCUCUGCGUCGUUCGAUUCAUGCAAAACACCAUCCGUACCACUGCCCUUCUGUUUUUCAUUAUGGUACUCUCGCUCUUGACAACAACCCAGAAAGUCAGUCAACUUCCCGUUGGCUUUAUCGCUGUAUCCUUGGGAUUAAAUUGGGCUCUCAUGUUCUACUUUGGAAUUAAGCUUAAGCGUUUUAAGGCUUGGUUGUACCCCAUGAUGUUCAUCCUCAACCCCUUUUUCAAUUGGGUAUAUAUGGUCUAUGGAAUUUUCACCGCUGGUCAACGCACAUGGGGGGGGCCGCGUGCAGAUGCUGGUACUGCCGAUGAUACCAAGACACCGCAACAGGCGAUCGAGGAGGCCGAAGCUAGGGGCGAUGACCUCCAGGUUGUCCCGGAGACUUUCCGGCCUGCUGCCGAGCAGCAAGCCCAGAACAACCAAGUCCGCCAGCGUAUUCCGGUUCACCCCGAUGGCAGAGUUGAAGGACGAUUUGCAGCUUCAGAGAGACUUCCCGGUGGAUACUACAAUUAUAGCAACGACUCUAUGGGCACUCUUCCGGACAUCGUUCCUCGCAAUCCCAACGCUCCCCAGAUUCCGCUUCACCCCCGUGCCUCGUUCGACAGUUUCGUCUCUGGGACAAGUACUACUGCCGGGAACUCGGUUUAUUUCCCAAGGAGAGUUGAGAGUAUCAUGGGUGAGGAGGAUCGCAGAAAGUACCUCGUGGCGCAGUCGAAUCAGCGUGAGGCUGGAGGCGCAUACAUGGUUGAGCCGAGGAAGGAAGCAUUUGAGUCUUCGGAAUUAGAUGUUUAUGGGUACAAAAAUGCUGUGAACGAGUCGAGUGAUUCCAUCGACUCUGUUGGAAGUGCCGGUAAUGGAUAUCACAACAGAAAUAGCAGCAACAACCAACACAAUUAUAAUCAGCCAGUGAGCGGAUCGACUUCACCAACCAACCCCAACGCUCCCAAUAAUGCGGCUCAGGACCAGGCUAGUCACUUGGCCAUUCCUGAGCCCGCCCAUCGUCCUCAAUCGAUAGGCACCAAUGGCCGCGGUACGAGUGCUGCGCGUAGUCCGCUCGCCCGACUAAGCUUGGUCAGGACGGCUGAUGGCGAGGGAGGUGAUCAGGGUGUAGAAAUGACUGCUACUCCUGGUUCUCCCUCCGCUCCUCCCUCCGCUCCUCCCGCCGAUGCUGCUGCUGAUGAUGAUCGGGAAGGGCGGUCAAAAGAAAGGAAGAAGCUCACAAAGAAGCCAAAUCGUUCGUCCAAAUGAUCGACUUGUGUUUUCUAUAGCUUUUCUUAACGGGUUUCACGGUUUUCCGCUUUCUCCUUGGUGUUUUUAUGAUUGUACAAAAUAAUUGGUUUCGCUUGAUAAAUACUGUUAGCAAUAAUUGGGGGGCAGAAAAUGUGGCUACAGGCUGCGCUUUCUCGCAUCAGAAAAAGUUAUCGGUGCUUUUAGGUCAUUUUUUCAUGAUUGCGAAUUUGUUUUAUGUGCGUUUCUUCUAUAGUUUUUUUAUAUAGUUUUUUUUCUCUUUUUCUUGCUUCCGGUUUUCAUUCAUUCAUUCAUUCAUUUCCAGUUAGUCUUGUUCCGACGUCUUGGUAUGCUGUGAUAUACCGAUGUACGAAAGAACAGGAGGAUGGGAUAUGACAUAACAUGCUUAUAUUCUUAGCGUGGCAGGAGGUUUGUUGCAUAUUUGUCUUUUGAUACCAUUUCUGAUACUUAUUCUUUUCCUGCUGCCGUUCAUAUUUCCUUUUCUCUCUUCCAGUUUGUUCAUGCAUGACGGAGAGGGUGUCCAACCAGUGUCGAUAAUGAGUUGCUUUUCUUAAUUCUCCCCACGUGCAACUCUUCGCAGACACCACUAUCUAUCGUUUUCACUUGCUUGCCCCCCUGUUUCCUUUUAAAGUAUAUAAGCUGAGUCGGGGAAUUGGUUGUGGGGUGCUGGAUCGGAGUUUAUGGUACCAUUGUGGAAGAUGGGGUACAUUUUAAAUGAAUGGUGGCAAAAGCCUUUGGUUAUUAGGCCCCUCCAAUUUCUCCCUGACUGCUGGUGUGUAUCGUAAUUGAAGACCUACCCCGAUGCAUGUUUAUGCAUCACCACGCACGGGUACUAUCGAUC
This is a messenger RNA of Tuber aestivum (summer truffle), 4973 nucleotides long. The record is from the annotation of a GenBank genome assembly. Lineage: Eukaryota; Fungi; Ascomycota; Pezizomycetes; Pezizales; Tuberaceae.